AUGGGUGAGAGCACUCUACAGGAUCAGGAUACCGAGCAGACCCCGUUGUUGCCAGACUCGGAAAGACCUCAGCAAAGCGAGCCAACUGCUGCAAAAAAGGCUGCAAGAUGGGUUGCCCAGAACGCGGUUACGGUGUUUAUGAGCACCUUGAUAUUGACUCUCAUUCUGGGUCUCUGCCUCUUCUUUGGAUUACACGCCCCCAGCAAAACAUUGAAUGCUAAAGUAUGCUUGACUCCUGCUUGCGUUCAUGCAUCUUCCGAAAUCCUCUACAAUCUCUCACCCGAAUACAAGAACAUUGAUCCGUGUACCAACUUCGAGGAGCUUGUUUGCGGAGGAUGGGACGAGCGCCACGACCUUCGUCCUGACCAAGGUGAUGCUUUUACGGGUACAAUAAUGGUCGAGGCCUCUCAAAUGCUGCUGCGGCAUAUACUCGAGGCUCCGUACCCAGAUGGCUCAAAGCAUUCGAGCUUCUCUCCAGCCCAGCUUCUAGCUCCCCUCUCCUCCGUUGACGAGCAAAACUUUGAUAAAUUGCGAGAUGCAUACGAUGCCUGCAUGGAUGAAGAUACCAUAAAGAAGGAUGGCCUGAAGCCGCUCAUGGAGCUUCUUCACCAAGUUGUGGAUUUGUUUCCGGUCACUGAAUCGAAUCUUGGCAAGCCAAUCACAUCCGCUGACAGCAAAUCUUUAUCAGAGACCCUGUAUCUGCUAUUAGAAUAUGAGAUCUCUGCACUUGUAUCAGUUGGAGCUGGUGCCGAUGACAAAGAUCCCGAUACUGUUGUUGUUCAAGCAUCCCAACCUUACCGCAUUGGUCUCCCUGCGAAGGACUACUACGAAGAUAAGGCCGUUGUAAAGACAUAUCAGGAUAUGCUUGAGGAGACAAUUGAGUUGAUCCACCCCGCAAAUGCCGCUGCACACGGUACUUGGAUGAAAUCCACCGGACUUAGAAACACUGCGACGGGAGACAGCAAACACUAUGCCAAGGAAGUGGUUGAAUUCGAGAAGAAAUUAUCAGCUGCAACUCCUGAUGCAGCGGAUCAGAACGACGUUACCAAAUACUACAAUCCAAUGUCUCUUGAAGAUGCAGACAAGCUUACUCCUCAAAUACACCUCGCAAAUAUUAUUAAUAGUCUGUCACCUUCAAAUGUCAAGACAGAGCGUCUCAUCGUUAUGUCCCCUAGCUACAUGAGCAACCUUACAGACAUCGUAUCAAGCACACCUAAGGAUGUCUUACAAACUUACCUCCUAUGGAAGACAGUUCAGAAAUAUGCUUCGGUGAUAGAGGCAGAUGAACUCAAGCCUUACAGCAGGUUUAUGAACAAGCUUCAAGGAAAGGAUCCCGAAUCCACCCCUGAACGCUGGAGGACUUGUGUAAACCACGUAGAUGGAGGCCUCGGUUGGAUUUUGAGUCGCUUCUUUGUUGAGAAAGCAUUUUCAGAGAAAGCCAAAAUCUUUGGAGAUCAGAUCGUGUCUGACAUCAAGGAAAUGUUCAUUGAGAAGUUAAAGGCUACCAAGUGGAUGGAUGAGAGUGUUAUUGAAUUGGCCAUCGAGAAGGUUCAUAAGAUCGUACAAAAAAUUGGGUAUCCAACCAAGAGCCCGAAUAUAAUGGACCCAUCGAGCCUUCAUGAUUAUUAUCAAUCGGUUAAUAUCACGCCGUCUACAUUUUUCAAAAAUUCGCUUUCAAUGAGCAAGUUUGAUGUCGCAAAAGAGUGGUCAAGCCUCGGCAAGCCCGUAGACCGAGACGAAUGGGGAAUGACAGUCCCUACAGUCAAUGCCUACUAUAAUCCACCUGGCAAUGAAAUUGUAUUUCCAGCUGGAAUCAUGCAAUUCCCAGUCUUUGAUGUUGAAGUACCGCAAUACCUCAGCUACGGUGCAUUUGGUUCGGUAUCUGGCCAUGAGCUAUCCCACGCCUUCGACUCAACUGGUCGCCAUUACGAUCAGAAUGGCAACUACACGGACUGGUGGACAAACAGUACCGUUGAAGGCUUCACUGAACGCGCUGAGUGCUUCGUAGAUCAAUACGCCAAGUACACGGUGCCAGGACCGGACGAGAAGCCUAUUCACAUCAAUGGGAAACUCACUCUAGGCGAGAAUAUAGCAGAUGCUGGCGGAGUUUCCGCAGCGUUUGCAGCGUGGAAGAAACGCACAGCCGAAACCCCCAAUGAGGAUCUUCCUGGAUUGGAUCACUUCAGCCAAGAUCAACUUUUCUUUGUCAGUUAUGCGAAUUGGUGGUGCGGCAAGAGCAGGAAAGAGACGGCUAUUAACCGCAUUUAUACGGAUCCGCAUGCACCGAAGUGGGCAAGGAUUCUGGGUACAAUGGCCAAUUCGAGGGAUUUUGCGGAGAGCUUUCAGUGUAAGAAGAAAGAGCCUACUUGCGAGCUUUGGUGA
Lachnellula hyalina is the source of this 2382-nucleotide messenger RNA. It is a transcript of the gene Nep3, whose product is annotated as Neprilysin-3. Bases 1 to 2382 code for a protein of 793 amino acids. Gene Ontology annotation, biological process: protein processing. The transcript has 6 exons. The record is from RefSeq and is a predicted model, not a curated record. Lineage: Eukaryota; Fungi; Ascomycota; Leotiomycetes; Helotiales; Lachnaceae. Gene Ontology annotation, cellular component: plasma membrane. Gene Ontology annotation, molecular function: metalloendopeptidase activity.